This is a messenger RNA of Pichia membranifaciens NRRL Y-2026, 1887 nucleotides long. RefSeq lists its product as hypothetical. Gene Ontology annotation, cellular component: NuA4 histone acetyltransferase complex. Gene Ontology annotation, molecular function: protein binding. Bases 1 to 1887 code for a protein of 628 amino acids. NCBI's taxonomy places the organism in Eukaryota, Fungi, Ascomycota, Pichiomycetes, Pichiales, Pichiaceae. The record is from RefSeq and is a predicted model, not a curated record. The transcript has a single exon.
AUGGAGGGAGGGACAGCUGCGUGGACAGAGGAGGACAAGCUGGGUCUUCGUAACAACAAGGGACAUAAGGAAAGACAGCGGGCUUUGAUGAAGACACAGCAGGAACAGGGCAAGAAGGAGAGCAGUAGCAGUAGCACGGGUGCCAACAGCAAUAGCAACAACAGCAAAAGCACGAGCAAACAGACCAAGAUGCCGACUCCGCAGGAGAUGCAGGAGUUGUACGACAAAAUCACCCCCUUGCAGAAGAUAGUGACGUUGCAGCACAUCUACAGUCUGUACAUGGCGGCGGCGCAGCAGUCGGAGAAAAAGGAGGUGAGCUUCAACAUCAUACAACUACAGCGAAUGAUCAACUCGAACCCACUGGUAAACCCGGAUUUCGACUUUUUAGACAUCAGCGGAUUUUUGAACAGCAACAAGGACAAACCUGGACGGUCUGGUAGUUACAGCUCGGGCAGUGGCAGCGGUGCUAGCAGUGUGAACUCCAGCAAGGGUCCUGUCAGUCCGGUGCAGUUAAUCCAGAUUUUGACAGAGUCGUUGACGCUGCGUGAUGAGCGUGGCAGGAACGAGCAAGUCAUUCAACAGGUUCCCAACACAAUGCUCUUUAGGUUGAGCAAGUUUAUUGAUUUGAACUUUGUCAAGGACCGUUUAAUCAAACUCCUAAACGCAUAUAAGAACACCACCCUCAAGGAGAUCGAAGACUUGGAAAACAAGUGGAAAACGAAAAAGAGCGAGAUACAGAAGAUCGAGGAGGGCAAAAUGGAUGACGGGGUGUUGUACGAGGAGUUUUUGAAGGACUUGAAGCGGAAACGAGGAGCCGUCGACAAGAAAUCGGUUGUUGAAGUGAAGAAGGAGGGCGGCAGCAAGUCGAUAUCGCCGGCUCCAGAGAAAAGCGGCGGAGACCUGCAAGGGAAGAAGCUGCAGAUAUCGAGGCAUGUCAGUAAGCAGAUAGUGGAGAAGAGUCUAGAGAUGGCUGAGGAGAGCUCCAAUCAGGCUGCGGCAUCGAGCAACACAGCCUCGCCGGUCGUGUCUGGCGAAAGGGCUCCAGAGGGCGUGAUGGCCAAGGAGCAGCCGAAGACAGAUGGCGACAGCAGUCCGGACACUGUGGAGAGUGCGGAGGAGCCUCUGGGUGUGACCGGGAGGUCCGAGACGGCGACGACGCCGAAGGCGAAGAAGGACGUUUCGCAAGUGAGGGAGGGCUCGGAGAAAGAGGAUGACAAGGAGGUGUUUGUGGAUGCAGCGGAGAACGUGAGCCCGAAGGAAAAGCCUGUCGAGCUCAAGAAGACGGCGGUAGGGGUGACGGCGCACCACACACGUUCGUCGUCCAAACACAAGCUUGACGACGGUGACGGUGUGGAGGAGGAGAGUCGGACUAGCAAGCGGGCCAAGGUGGACGCCGGGGACAGCGAGCAGCAGCAGCAGCGUGCCGCCAAGACGGAGCCUGUGGUCGAGGGAGACGCCGCAGACGACGAGAAGGACACGGCGGCGGUGCAGACCCGGGCCAAGACCCGGAGCAUGACGAGCCACAGCAAGGAGCGGCCGGCGCCGCCGACGAAGGCCGAGAGCAAGAAGUUCCAGCAGCUGUCCGUGCAGCUCAUCAUGCACAUCUCCUCCCACCGGAUAGCGUCGAUGUUCCUCAACCCGGUGAACGCCCACGACGAGCCGCAGUACUACGAGUUGAUCAAGCGGCCUGUCGACCUGAAGACCAUAGUGAAGCGCAUCAAGGCCGGGGAGAUCGCCACGCUCGAGCGGCUCGAGCUCGAGAUGCAGAUCAUGUUCACCAACGCCAUCAUGUACAACGACAUGGGCCAGGAGGACGUGUACCGCGGCAUCCUCGACAUGAAGAAGGAGUGGGCCGGCUUGGUGUCCAUGCUGAGGGAAAACAUGUAG